AUGUCUAGUUUUCUUUUGUGUUACGACUCCACAUUGGAGUCCCAACGAUACAGGCAGAGGGUUGGGGACUUCAAGGCGGAUGAUCGCGUGCACGAGUUCAAGUCGGGUUUGGCGAUAGAGAAGCACUGUGCAUUUUUGUAUUCCCCGGCCAUCUUCGUCGAGGUUCGCAAAGAGAUCCUGAAGGGCCUUUUACACUGCUACACUACCGGUGUCGAAGAAGUCGACGGGAGAAAGAUAUAUACUGUUACGCAUUUGGACAAGCGUUCCGAUGUCGUCAAUGAAUUCACAGUAAUGGUCCCUUCCUGUUUUUUUCUUUUCAGUACUCUUUUUUUUAACGUGGGCGUGUUUGCCGACAUGGUGCAGGUUAAAGUCGACCCAGUGGAAGACACUACAACAUGCUCCUGUAACCUGUGGUGCCGUAUUGGAUACCUUUGCAGGCAUAUAUUCUGCGUCUUCCGGCAAACAAAAGUGGACGAAAUUCCGAUUAAUUAUGUGGUUAGUCGCUGGGGACGUCACGUGUUGCCGAAGUUGGUUUUUCGUGUAGAAUUCAGGUGUGGGGUAGAUUUGUCUCCGGUUUCGUUAACUAGGAACAACCUAGUAGACUGUUUUUCUGAAGCGCUGCAGGCUGUGGUGGGCGACCGGGCAGCAAUGGAGGAUUUCAUUGAAAAAAUCAAAGGCUGGACGAAAGAAUUGACUGACGCUCGACGUGGUAAAAGAAUCGUUGAGGCGACAGAAACACAAGUUAUGGCUGAUAUGCUUGGCGUGGUGGUGGAAGAUGAGAGUAGCACCCCCAUUUCUUGCUCAAAUCCUCAAGGCGUACGCAAUAAGGGAUGCGGGACCAACAAACGCAUGAUUGAGCCGGGGGAGAGGGCAGUCCAGAAUCACCAAAAGCCCCAGCGAUUAUGCAUAACAUGCAACCGGUUUGUAACCGGGCAUGACUCGCGCAACUGCCCAAAGAAACGGAAGACUGCAGAACCUUAG
This is a messenger RNA of Helianthus annuus (common sunflower), 981 nucleotides long. RefSeq lists its product as uncharacterized. The record is from RefSeq and is a predicted model, not a curated record. Gene Ontology annotation, molecular function: zinc ion binding. The transcript has a single exon. NCBI's taxonomy places the organism in Eukaryota, Viridiplantae, Streptophyta, Magnoliopsida, Asterales, Asteraceae. Gene Ontology annotation, biological process: regulation of DNA-templated transcription. Bases 1 to 981 code for a protein of 326 amino acids.